AUGGCACCUCUCCCUAUCAAGUUCACAGAGCUGGUCAACUUGACCUCUGUCGGCAUUGCGCCGGUAUCAAUUGGCUUUACUUCAUGUACACUAGAAUCUGAUCACUACGUCUGUGUCCGCCAAAAGCUCGACGAAGAUGGCAAGCCCGAAGUCAUCAUUAUCGACCUCAAGAACAGCAAUGACGUUCUACGACGCCCGAUCAACGCGGACAGUGCAAUCAUGCACUGGAACAAGAACAUUAUCGCCCUGAAGGCCCAGGGACGCACCAUUCAGAUCUUCGAUCUUAGCGCGAGGCAAAAGCUCAAGUCAGCGGUUAUGAAUGAAGAUAUUGUCUACUGGAAGUGGUUCAGCGAUAAGUCUUUGGGACUGGUCACAGACUCCGCAGUUUACCACUGGGAUGUCUACGAUGCUACGCAGCAGAACCCCGUGAAGAUGUUCGACCGACUGCCCAAUCUUGCUGGUUGCCAAAUUAUCAACUACCGCGUUAAUACUGAGGAGAAGUGGAUGGUGGUCGUUGGUAUCAGCCAGCAGCAGGGCCGCGUUGUUGGAUCAAUGCAGCUCUACUCCAAGGAGCGCGGAAUCUCCCAGUUCAUCGAAGGCCAUGCCGCCUCUUUCGCCACUAUCAACGUUGAAGGCUCUCCCCUCCCUCACAGCCUCUUCACCUUCGCUGUCCGUACUCAAACCGGCGCCAAGCUUCAAAUCGCCGAAAUCGACCACCAAGAACCCAAUCCCCGCUUCCAGAAGAAGGCCGUCGAUGUGUACUUCCCUCAAGAGGCCGUCAACGAUUUCCCCGUCGCGAUGCAGGUGUCUAGCAAGUAUGACAUCGUGUAUCUCGUUACGAAAUAUGGCUUCAUCCACCUUUAUGAUCUCGAGACUGGCACUUGCAUUUUCAUGAACCGUAUCUCCAGCGAGACAAUCUUCACCACAUCACCAGAUUCCGAAGGUGCUGGUCUGGUCGGUGUCAACCGCAAGGGCCAGGUUCUGUCCGUCAGCGUGGACGAGACCACGAUUAUCCAGUACCUCAUGGAGAACCCCGCCAUGUCUGGUCUGGCUGUUAAACUUGCCUCGAAGGCCGGCCUUCCAGGUGCGGAUCACUUGUACCAGCAGCAGUUUGACUCCCUUAUGGCCUCUCAAGAUUAUACCGAAGCUGCCAAGAUUGCCGCCAACUCUCCUCGCGGUUUCCUCCGCACUCUGGACACUAUCAACCGUUUCAAGAGCGCUCCGCAGACUGGUCAGAUGUCCGUUAUCUUGCAAUACUUUGGUAUGCUGCUAGACAAGGGUUCGCUCAAUAGAUACGAAAGUGUCGAGCUUGUCCGACCUGUUUUGCAGCAGAACCGCAAGCACUUGCUUGAGAAGUGGAUGCAGGAGAAGAAGCUGGAGGGCUCGGAGGAGCUGGGUGAUAUCAUUCGGCCAUACGACAUGUCUCUUGCCCUGACCGUUUACCUCCAAGCUAAUGUUCCCCACAAGGUUGUCGCUGGAUUCGCCGAGACUGGUCAGUUCGACAAGAUUCUUGCAUACUCUAAGCAGGUUGGAUACCAGCCCGACUACACUCAGCUGCUUCAGCACAUCGUUCGCGUCAACCCCGAGAAGGGUGCCGAGUUCGCCACCCAGCUUGCUAAUGAAGAGAGUGGCGCUUUGGUUGACCUUGACCGUGUUGUUGAUGUGUUCCUCUCACAGAACAUGAUCCAGCAGGCCACUUCAUUCCUCUUGGACGCUCUCAAGGACAACAAGCCUGAGCAUGGCCACUUGCAAACUCGUCUUUUGGAGAUGAACCUCGUCAACGCACCGCAGGUCGCUGAUGCCAUCCUCGGAAAUGAGAUCUUCACACACUUCGACCGUCCUCGUGUCGCUCAGCUUUGCGAGAACGCCGGCCUCAUCCAGCGUGCCCUUGAGAACUCAGAUGACCCUGCUGUGAUCAAGCGCAACAUUGUUCGCACUGACAAGCUGAGCCCCGAGUGGCUCAUUAGCUACUUCGGCCGUCUGUCUGUGGAACAGUCUCUUGACUGCAUGGACACUAUGCUGGAAUCGAACAUCCGCCAGAACUUGCAAUCUGUUGUUCAGAUUGCCACCAAGUUCUCGGACCUUCUUGGUUCUAACCGUCUGAUCGACCUUCUGGAGAAAUACCGGACCGCUGAGGGUCUUUACUACUACUUGGGAAGCAUUGUUAACCUCAGCGAGGACCCUGAAGUUCACUUCAAGUAUAUUGAGGCUGCCACUGCUAUGAACCAGGUCACCGAGGUUGAGCGUAUUUGCCGUGAGAGUAACUACUACAACCCCGAGAAGGUAAAGAACUUCCUGAAGGAAGCCCGCCUGACCGAGCAGCUGCCUUUGAUCAUCGUUUGUGAUCGCUUCAAUUUCAUCCACGACCUGGUUCUGUACCUUUACCAGAACCAACAGUUCAAGUCCAUCGAGGUCUAUGUCCAGCGUGUCAACCCUAGUCGCGCUCCUUCUGUUGUUGGUGGCUUGCUCGACGUUGAUUGUGAGGAGAGCAUCAUCAAGAACCUGCUUUCAACCGUUGACCCAUCCGUCAUCCCCAUCGACGAGCUUGUUUCUGAGGUCGAGAGCCGAAACCGCCUUAAGUUGCUCCUGCCUUUCCUCGAGGCUACUCUUGCCACUGGCAACCAGCAGCAGGCUGUCUACAACGCACUCGCAAAGAUCUACAUCGACAGCAACAACGAUCCCGAGAAGUUCCUCAAGGAGAACGACCAGUACGACACCCUCAUUGUCGGAAAGUACUGCGAGAAGCGUGAUCCCAACUUGGCCUACAUUGCCUAUAGCAAGGGUCAGAAUGACUUGGAGCUCAUCAGCAUCACCAAUGAAAACUCUAUGUACCGUGCCCAGGCUCGUUACCUCGUUGAGCGUGCCGAUCCCGAGAUUUGGACCUUUGUCCUGAGCGAGAACAACGAGGGCCGCCGUUCCCUUGUUGACCAGGUCAUCGCCACUGCGGUUCCCGAGUCCACGGAACCCGAGAAGGUGUCUGUUGCUGUCAAGUCGUUCCUCGAGGCUGAUUUGCCCGGUGAGCUGAUCGAGCUGCUUGAGAAGAUCAUUCUGGAGCCCUCGCCUUUCAGCGACAACACUAGCUUGCAGAACCUUCUGAUGUUGACUGCCGCCAAGGCCGACAAGAGCCGCUUGAUGGAUUACAUUCAUCAGCUCAAUGAAUUCUCUGCCGAUGAGAUCGCUGAGAUGUGUAUUAACGUUGGUCUGUACGAGGAGGCCUUUGAGAUCUACAAGAAGGUCAACAACCACUUGGCCGCCGUCAACGUGCUUGUGGAGAACAUUGUCAGCAUUGACCGUGCUCAAGAGUACGCCGAGCGCGUUGAGCUGUCUGAAGUUUGGAGCAAGGUUGCCAAGGCCCAGCUCGAUGGUCUUCGCGUGACCGACUCAAUUGAGUCUUACAUUCGCGCAGAGGAUCCCUCUAACUACCACGAGGUGAUCGAGACCGCAACCCAUGCUGGAAAGGACGAGGAUCUCGUUAAAUUCCUUCGCAUGGCUCGCAAGACAUUGCGUGAGCCUGCCAUUGAUACUGGUCUUGCUUUCUGCUUUGCCCGUUUGGAUCAGCUCGCUGAACUCGAGGAGUUCCUCCGCAGCACCAACGUUGCUGACAUCGAAGCUUCCGGUGACAAGGCUUACGCAGAAGGCUUCCACCACGCUGCUAAGAUCUUCUUCACCAGCAUCUCCAACUGGGCCAAGUUGGCCACUACCUUGGUUCACCUGGAAGACUACCAGGCUGCAGUUGAGUGUGCCCGCAAGGCCAACAGUGUGAAGGUCUGGAAACAGGUCAACGAGGCCUGUGUCAACAAGAAGGAAUUCCGUCUUGCCCAGAUUUGUGGUCUCAACCUCAUUGUCCACGCAGAAGAACUGCAGAGCCUUGUUCGCCAGUACGAGCGUAAUGGCUACUUCGAUGAGCUGAUUGCUGUCUUGGAGGCAGGCCUUGGUCUUGAGCGUGCUCACAUGGGCAUGUUCACUGAGCUUGGUAUUGCUCUGUCCAAGUACCACCCCGAUCAAGUUAUGGAACACCUGAAGCUCUUCUGGUCCCGCAUCAACAUCCCCAAGAUGAUUCGGGCCUCUGAGGAGGCCAACCUCUGGCCUGAGCUGGUCUUCCUGUACUGCCACUAUGAUGAGUGGGACAACGCUGCUCUCGCCAUGAUGGAGCGCGCAGCCGAUGCCUGGGAGCACCACUCGUUCAAGGAUAUUGUCGUCAAGGUUGCCAACUUGGAGAUUUACUACCGGUCGCUGAACUUCUACCUCCAGGAGCAACCCCUCCUGCUCACUGACCUGCUCCAGGUCCUGACCCCUCGCAUCGACGUCAACCGCGUUGUUCGCAUUUUCCAGGGCUCUGAUAACAUCCCCUUGAUCAAGCCUUUCCUGCUUAACGUUCAAUCUCAAAACAAGCGUGCUGUCAAUGACGCUAUUAACGAGAUUCUGAUCGAGGAGGAGGACUACAAGCUGCUCAAGGACUCCGUUGAUCAAAACGACAACUUCGAUGCUGUGGCUCUCGCUCAGCGCCUCGAGAAGCACGACCUCAUUUUCUUCCGCCAGAUUGCGGCCAACAUCUACCGCAACAACAAGCGCUGGGAGAAGUCCAUUGCGCUCUCCAAGCAGGAUAAGCUUUACAAGGAUGCCAUUGAAACCGCCGCCAUCUCCGCCAAGCCUGAGGUUGUGGAGGAGCUUCUUCGUUACUUCGUCGAUAUUGGCAGCCGUGAGUGCUACGUCGGCAUGCUCUACGCUUGCUACGAUCUCAUCCGCCCCGAUGUCAUUAUGGAGAUCUCAUGGCGCAAGGGUCUUCACGACUUCACCAUGCCAUACAUGAUCAACUUCCUCUGCGAGCAGACUCGGUCGAUUGAGAUGCUCAAGAAGGACAACGAGGAGCGCAAGAAGCGCGAGCAGACGACCCGCACAGAUGAUGACAACACUCCCAUCCUGCAGGGCUCGCGGCUCAUGCUCACCCAGGGUCCCCAGUCUAACGGUGCCGGUCUCACUCCCCAGGCAACUGGAUACCGCGGAUUCUAG
This is a messenger RNA of Penicillium paradoxum, 5010 nucleotides long. RefSeq lists its product as uncharacterized. The transcript is spliced from 6 exons. Lineage: Eukaryota; Fungi; Ascomycota; Eurotiomycetes; Eurotiales; Aspergillaceae. The record is from RefSeq and is a predicted model, not a curated record. Gene Ontology annotation, cellular component: clathrin coat of trans-Golgi network vesicle; actin cortical patch; clathrin complex. Gene Ontology annotation, biological process: receptor-mediated endocytosis; Golgi to endosome transport; intracellular protein transport. The coding region runs from base 1 to 5010 and encodes 1669 amino acids. Gene Ontology annotation, molecular function: clathrin light chain binding; structural molecule activity.